Messenger RNA from Mercenaria mercenaria, 6521 nucleotides. Its product is annotated as probable methyltransferase-like protein 24. NCBI's taxonomy places the organism in Eukaryota, Metazoa, Mollusca, Bivalvia, Venerida, Veneridae. The transcript has 7 exons. The coding region runs from base 78 to 1073 and encodes 331 amino acids. The record is from RefSeq and is a predicted model, not a curated record.
AGGCAGACAGCCAUUUUUGACAUAGCUUAAUGAUAACCAUGAUACCGGAGUAUAUAACGUAGACGACAGAUAUCAAUAUGGUUUUGAUAUCGAAGAACUCAUAUCCUCUCGCUGUUGUGUUUACCUUAGUUGUUCUCCUUGCCGUCUAUGGAUACAAUAAAGACAUUGCCUUGACCUUUUGGGCGAAUGUCUACAAAGAAAAAUUCAACAAGUGUGAUAAAGAUAUUGAUGAGAAGCAAAUAUACAGAUUACCUGCGGAUCCGGUGCUGGACAGCAUGGAUGACAGUUCUUUGUACCAAACAUUCUGGAAGUAUAUAAAUACAUGCCAGGUUAGCUGCAAAAAUCUUACAAGACUUGGGCCGCCAGAUGAUGACAAGGGCAAGAAUGUAUGCGCAGAUGACAUUUUCAAGUCAAAACCCUCAUCUUGCCUAGUCUAUUCGUUUGGAUCCAAUUUUAAUUUCAAAUUUGAGGAGGCUGUAUGGGCAAGGUACAAGUGUGAAAUACACACUUUUGAUCCAAGUCGAGCUUUAAAUGGAGUAACAAUACCAACUGGAGUAAACUUCCACCUGAUUGGACUUUCUGGUAACAACUUUGUUCGUUCAGAGCCCGACAAUUGGAGAACAUUACAAAAAUACAAUACCAAAACCUGGAAUAUGCAGACCCUAUCGUCAAUUCGGAAAUCUCUGAAUCAUACAAACAGGAUUAUCGAUAUUCUGAAAAUAGAUAUAGAAGGAUGGGAGUGGAGUACCCUGCCUGAGAUAAUGGGGUCUGGUGUCCUACAGUACGUUAAACAAAUCUGUCUUGAAGUACAUUUCGGAUAUGGUAUCAAAGUUUUUCAUCAUGAAAAGAAGUCAGACACUUAUGAGUUUACGUCAGAAAAGUGGGGAAACGUCCAAAUCCCCGACCAGCUAAAAGUCUUGAGAAACCUUUUUAAAAGCGGGUUCCGAAUUUUCAAGUAUGAUCCAAUAACAGGCUGGGCAUCGAGACACGUGAAUAAUCCUAGUCAAGAUGUAAACACUUUAGUUGAAAUAUCAUUAGUGAAUAUCAAUUGGACAUUGGCAGUUCACAGAUAGUUCACAAAAAAUGUUUAGCACUAUGGUAUCUUUUUCAAUGAACCCCUUGCCAAGUUGUCUGUUAAGCUAAUGGCCAGUUAAAUUUUGAUUAAGAAUAUUGGUCAUAAAGUUAAUCUACCUUUAAUUACCUUUUAAAAAUUUCGAACAGCUUGUUUUUACAUGUCACGUGUUCAUUGUCACAGACACUUAGGGCAUUAAAAUAGUAUUUUAAAAAUGUGCAAAUGUAUCUAGUCAGUAUUGUAAGAAAUCAUCAAAAAUGUGUUAUUACUACGGAUGGCAACGAGUAGCAUUUUUGGUAUUCGAAUAUUUGGUCAACCUUCCUAACAAAUAUUGGAAUAUUUGGUCGUUAAAUGAUCAACAAAUCAACUCAGAAUCCUACAUGUUUAUCCUAUGUGAUUAUUCAUACAUUAAUCAGCGAUAUGCAUUAAUUCUUUUUUCAUUUACACCGGAAGUAAUUCGGACAUUGAUGAGUUAAGAAUGACAAAUCGUUCUCAUAGCUUGUUCCUCUUUUGGAGUACAAAAUAUUCGUUAUUUGCCUUCAAAUACAUAUAAUUUAUAUCUGAUUUAUUUAUUUCUUACAGAGAUGUAGCCCUUGCUUAAGUAAGGCUCUCUUCACACUAUUUCACAUAGUCGACUUCCUAUCGGAUGAUUGUAUGAAAUACUCCAAAAUGGCAGGAGGCAUUGCUUGCAUUUUGACAGUAGAUUCGCGUAUAAUUUCAAUCAAAUGAGGUGUUUUAGACUGCGGGUUUGGGGAGUCUAAUAAGGAUGAUAUAAAGAAAAACAAAAAUUUCACUCUCUAAAUAUUGAGAACUUACCUAAUUUAAAAAAAUGUUAACCAUAUGAAAUAUGUUUAUUUGUCGUCCGAUUUACGUAAAAACAAAAGUUCAUAUGCAUCCAUCUGACUUGUUGUCUAUACUUUUCUUUACUCAGAUACAUCUUAUAUCGACUUUGAUUAAAAUCCAAGUCAUUAGUUCAAGUGCUGUGUAAUGAUUUUUAAUUACACACGGUUCGCACUUACCAAAAACAAUACGAGUCACAUUAAUUUGUGACCCAUAAUGUUUUCUAAAGGUAAGCAAUUAGCGGUAUUAACUACAGGGUACACUAUCAUCACCAUAGCAAUGUAAAAUCUCGGCAGGGUAAUAUACAAAAUAACACGUCUGCCAAUGACAGAAGCCGUUUUCGCUCUAAUUUAUAAUGAAAGCAGAUUUGGCAAAUUAGAUAAACAAACAUUUUUGGUUAUUCCAUUAGGCUUUUAUUUAUUUAAAAAAAAUUUUAUGAUCUUAAAUUUUUUUCUGAAUAUUCGAAUAGUGAAACAGUAUUCGAAUAUUUGUGUAAUGAACAAAUAUUCGAAUAUUCAUUGCCAUCCCUAGUUUAAUAAUUACCUGAUAAAGUAUUAUAUUUUUUACAUUUUCCCUAUUUUCUAUCAAUACAUACAGCAGGUAUAUUACAGUAUUGUCUACAUUAGUGUACAGUAAAUUGUAACAAAACUUGUUUAAUUGUCACAUACACAAUAAAGACACUUUGGGUUUGUCACGAUAAAAGAACUUGCACAUUCCCAAGUUCCAGAUUGUUGAAUAUAUAUCUCGCUAAUAUUAUAAAUAUACAGUUUGAAAUAACAAAACAUGUGAAAAUCAAAAUUGUAUUAAUAUUAUUUGUGAAAGACCUACGUAGAAUGUUAAUAUCGUACAUUACUUCAGAUUCACUUGAUCCCAUUCAUUGUUUCUUUACUGUGCAAAUACACACCUGUUAAUGAGAUUUUACCAAAGAUGCUUAUGCAGACAAGUUGAUUCUUAUCAGAAUGACUUAGAGAUUUUUACGAAUUUUCACAGAAGACUUUGUUUACUCUGUUGUGUUUUAAAACCAUGCUGGUAAUUCAAUAUACAGGAUUUUGCAUCGAAAAAAAAGAAGAGAUAUAUGACUAUGUACUUGGUUUGAAUACAUGUACUACAAAUUGACAGUGACUUUCUGGAGAUCAGUACUUGGUGGGGGGUUUUUUUUUGGGUUUUUUUUCUAAUCUAAACAAUUUAUUGUACCCGCCCGCUUAGCUCAGUAGGUAAGAGCAUUUGUCUACAGAUCGCGGGAUCGUGAGAUUGAUCCUCGGGCGGGGCGUAUGUUCUCCAUGACUAUUUGAUAAACAAUAUUGUGUCUGAAAUCAUUAGUCCUCCACCUCUGAUUCAUGUGGGGAAAUUGGCAGUUACUUGCAGAGAACAGGUUUGUACUGGUACAGAAUCCAGGAACACUGGUUAGGUUAACUGCCUGCAGUUACAUGACUGAAAUACUGUUGAAAAACGGCGUUAAACCCAAAACAAACAAACUAAACAAUUUAUUGAAUCGAUGUAGCGGUGCGGUACUUUAAAGGGCAUUUUCAUUACUCUCAGUUUCUCAUAUCAUAACCAGUUUCAACUCCUAUUUGAUGUAUUUGUUUCAUUUUUUGUCUGUUGUCUUUUUCUGUACUUUUGUGUACAUUUAUAAUCUUGAUGUAGCCAUACUUUCGGUGUUCAGUGUGUCAGCAAAGUUCAUUGAACAUCUUGGUUUUAAUAGAUUUCUUCUGUUGAAUUAAUGAGGUUAAAAAGUAGGUGAUUGCAGAAAACAAUCUUCUGAAACUUUUUACGAGUUUUUCCUGCAUCCUGUUUUUGCAUCUUCCUUAUUUUGAUAUAUUUAUUAAUGUUGAAAAAAUAUGUUUUAUCAAAAUUCGGGAUACAUUUUCAGCCAACCCACUUUGCUCAUUAGGGAGAGCGCAGAUCUGUGGAACAAGGGCUCUUUAGUUCGAGCCCCCGACAAGGCGUUUGUUCUCUGGGACAAUUUGAUAAAAGACAUUAUGUCUGAAAUUAUUCGUCCUCCAUAGGGAGUACUUGCGCAGGACAGGUUACAAACACAAAUUGCAAUUUUUUUUGCUAACAUGACCAACUUGUAGGUACACCAGCUGAAAGUGGCUUGUAAUAACAAAUUCCAUUUUAUUUUUCAAAUUCUCUUACUUUUACCACAAACUGAAGUUAGAUUUUCAGAGUUAGGUGGUCAUAUUUUUGUCACGUUUUUGCAUUAUCACACAUUUCAACAUAGGUAAUUGUGACAUUAAAGAAAGUUUCGAUUUAGUAAGGUGACCACAUUCUGCCUCAGUAAAAUAGUACAAUAAAUCAUUGAUUUAUGUCAUGACAAAAAUACACAAGUCUUACUUUAAAAGACACAAAAUACGAAAAAGAAAUUUUGUUUUCUUCUUAAGGUAGUGGACCUGAAAUGAAAAUGGGCGAUUCCGUUCUGUACAAAUGUAUCAUUAUUUUUAUGUAUUCUCAGAAUUCGAUAUCAUCCAGUUCUUAUGAAAAAUUAUUUUCUAAUGUGACCUAAGGAUGCCAACAACAUAUUACGAUGAUACAUAUUCGCACGAAAAUAGCCAAUUGUCAUUGUGGAUGCAUUACCUUAAUUUCAGAUAUUACAUUUUUAUAUUGCAUGUGGUAUUUUCAUGCACAAAACAUGGGUUCCAAUUGCAACAAGGUAUUUAUUUACUUUUAUAUGAAGGCAUUAUUUCUUGAUGUGUAUGUAUUAUGUCUUCUGUUUACCAUAUCAAUUGUUCUAUCAAGUUAUUUUGUUUUUACAAGAAUCUCACUUUGCAUAUCAAUAUGAUUUAAUUAUGUCUCACACCAUACAGUGGUGUGGGAGACAUAUUGAUUACUCCUGUCUGUUUGUCUGUCAGUCUGUCUGUCACAAAUCUUGUCCGUACUUUAACUCGAACAUUUCUCAUCUGAUCUUCACAAGACUUUAACAAAAUGUGUAUGUCAAUAAGUCCUCUGCCAUCUGAUAACUAGCCAAAUCGGCCCAGGCACUUCAGAAUUUUGGCCCUUGAAUUACAGAUAGGCUGGUUACUCUGACAUGUGAAUUACCAAUAGGCCGCUUACUCCAACACGUAAAUAAUAUACAGAGACAGACUUACUAUUCAGAUGAUUACGCAGUUGUGGGAGACAUGCACUUUUCUUAAAAGCACCUUCAGGUGACCAAAGGAUGCCAACAUCAUAUUAUGAUGAUAACAUAUUUGCACGGAAAUAGCCUAUUGUCAUUAUGGAUGCAUUACCUUAAUUUCAGAUAUUACAGUUUCAUAUUGCAUGUGGUAUUUUCAUGCACAAAACACGGGUUCCAAUUGCAACAAAGUAUUUAUUUACUUUUAAAUGACGGUAUUAUUUCUUGAUGUGUAUGCAUUAUGUAUUCUACAUGUCAUAUCAAUUGUUUUAUAAAGUUAUUUUGUUUUUAUAAGAAUCCCACUUACAUGUGUAUUUAAACGAUUUAAUUGUUUAGAUUUUGUGUAUGUUAUAUAAUGAUAAUUGUAUAGGUGUUUUAUAAUUUAACACAUAUUCUGUUGAUAUUCGUGUAUUGUGAUGUAUUUACAGUAUUGUGAUUUAUAUUUUUGCAUUUUUUGUUAUAUUACAUAACAGCUGAAACAUUUUUAAAUGUGAAUAUGGCUUAUUAAAUAUCAAAAUGAUGCUUGUAAUUUGUAUAGUAUGUAUAUGUUACUUUGAUUUUGAUACAGUUUGUUUUAUUCCAGUAUUUUAUAAACGUUUUUUUCAGAAAAGCAUAAUAUUUUCAUUUCUUUUAAUCAGUGAAAAGUAUCUUCUACCUUUCACGAAGUUGGGCAACCUGUACCAGCAUAAUGAUUAUCACUAUGAUUAUCACCUAACAAUAUAUACUGUGAAAUCAUUAAUAUUCAUGGGGGACUAAUUUUCCUGGAUUUUGUUGUUGAGUCAAUCCACAAAAUUUAAUCUCAAUGAACAAGUGAAAUUCCUGUUCAUUUUAUGUUCAAAAGUUGAAAUCCACAAAUUCAUAUCCCCAUGAAAUUGCCGUUUGACCAAAACCAUGAAAUUUCAUGCCCUUGAAAUUUAAUGAUUUUACAGUAGCUUAAUUACUUUGCAAGUCUCUUAUGAUUUCCUUUCAUAAAAAAAGUUAUAAGAUAGUUUAUUAUUUUUAUUAUUGUUAAAUUGACACUUUUUUUUAUAUAAAAAAGUACCUUUUGGAUAAGAAUAAGUUUACUUGAUAUGUCAUAAUUUGAGAACAGUAGUCAAAACACAUGUAUGAGAACAAUAUUAUGUACCAGAUCUUUUUAGAAGUAAGGAUAUGAAAUAAAUACUUUGUGAUAUAUCAGUAGUGAGAGAAAAGAAUAAAUACUUUGUGUUAAUAUUACCAGUAGAAAAAAUACUAUGUCGUAAAUAAAUUGAAGACAUUGUGAUAAACAUGGAUCUCAGGUUAAUGAGUUUGAGCCCUGGGUGGGGCGUAUGGUCUCUGUGAUGAUUUGAUAAGAGACAUUGUAUCUGAAACCAUUCGUCCUCCACCUCUGAUUCAUGUGGGGAAGUAGGCAGUUACUUGCGGAGAACAGAUUUAUUCUGGUACAGAUCCAGGAACACUUGUUAGGUUAACCAGAAUAAAAUUGUAAUAUCAACUGAUUGAGCUUCUUCAGCUGCCUGCGCU